Lactuca saligna is the source of this 927-nucleotide messenger RNA. The record is from the annotation of a GenBank genome assembly. Lineage: Eukaryota; Viridiplantae; Streptophyta; Magnoliopsida; Asterales; Asteraceae.
AUGAUGGCAGUUUUAGGGUACAAUGAUGGAGGUAUAAGGUUUUACCAUUUCAUGAUCCCAGAGACAGACUUGGAUAGUAGAUUGUUACCCCGUGGCACCGAUCAAGAAGUCAUUCAAUUGGCAAGGGUUAGAAUGAAAAGGAAAUCAGUUGGGUCAUGUAGUAAAAAGUUGGAUUUGAAUGAGCCCGCUAAUUUGUCAAAGUUGAUUGUACCCUAUGAACAUUUGAUCAACAAAAAACACUCAGUUGAUCGAGAGAGUGAUCCCUUUAGGGGGUACAGUUUGAGGAUAACCAAGAUAAAAGAGAUGUUGACACAGGGGAUGAUCACCAACCAAAAGGGGAUGUUGAUCUACUGGAUGAUUAUGAGUGGAAGUAAGGAAAGUGUUAGUGAGGGUGCUUGGAGUGAGGCUAGUAGGAGUAAGGGUAAUAGGACAGAUGAUAGUAGUGAGGAUGAAGACUUCUUUGUGGAUUUAGAAAAUAUUGUAGAUGAUGUGGAUGUUCAUAUGAAAUAUUUUCAUAUACAUGUUGAUGAAUAUGUUGAGUGGAUUCAAAAAACGACCAAAGAAGCAAGUGGUAGUGGUGUUGACUUUACUGAAGGUGAAGAUUUGGAAUUCAUAGACCCAGAAUCGUUUGAUUCACCUAUUGUAGGUGAAGAUAACAACGGAGAGAGAAUGUUGAAAGACAUAGGAAAAACAAAAGCUUGUUCCGAGGGUGUAGUUCACCUAAAGGCUUUCACAUUGGAACAAAAUUUCAAAACAAAGAAAGACGUGAAAGACUAUAUAAACAAACAUGUAGUAGAAACCAAAAGGGAUUUACAUUUUGAAAAAAAAAACGAAAAAAUAAGGAUUAGGGCUAAGUGUAGAGGAGUGGUCCCAGAUAUGAUGGUGGGCCAUGGAAAAAGUCAAGGACUGGAUUCAAGGACCAAAUAG